Messenger RNA from Aphis gossypii (cotton aphid), 1623 nucleotides. RefSeq names its product ADP-ribosylation factor-like protein 3. Gene Ontology annotation, molecular function: GTPase activity; GTP binding. Bases 900 to 1448 code for a protein of 182 amino acids. The record is from RefSeq and is a predicted model, not a curated record. The transcript is spliced from 3 exons. Gene Ontology annotation, cellular component: microtubule cytoskeleton; cytoplasm. Lineage: Eukaryota; Metazoa; Arthropoda; Insecta; Hemiptera; Aphididae. Gene Ontology annotation, biological process: cilium assembly.
GUACCUCCUAAAAUAAAUUUAAAUACUAUCUACUUAUAUUAUAUUAUUUAUAUUGUUUUAGCGUGAGUAUAUUUAUUUAAAAUAAUAAUACAUCGUAGUCUUAAAUUUUACAUUAGUCAUCACAAACUACAUUAUACUGUUUAAUGUAAAAUACAUUGGCUUUUAGCUAUAUACUUAUAUCUACGUAUUUAGUUAGGUAUAUAAAUUUAGUGUAAAAAAUAUAAUUGUAGAUAGGUAUACUUGUUUAGACACAAUAUUACAUAGGUCAGUGAUGCUACAUUAAAAUUUAAUUGGGGAGAGGAGAGGUAAAAAUUAUUUCUUGUUACUCACCACUUUUGCAUUAUAUACCUACAUAGCUUACCAAAAACAAAUAGUUUGCUGCUGUUAUUUGUUGAUCAGUAUUCAGUUGUGUAUCUUUUCCUUUCAGUUUGGUAAAUAUAAUUAAACAUAUUAAUAACUUAUUUAAAUAGUUUUUUGGGUACACGUGGACCCCCCUCCCCUCAUCCAUCGAAAAAAGGGGGUGGUCGUCCCUCUUGGGUUAUAGGUUUGGAGCCACUGACAUAAGUAAAUAAGUAAUAUAUAAAUGAUCAGAUUUUAAUCUGUUUGUAAAAUAAAUAUCAGCAUAAUACAACAGAAUAUUCCAUACCAUAUAUAUUAUAUUAUAUUUUGAAUAUUCAAGAUUAUCGUGUAAAUAAUUUUCUGUACAGCGAGAACAUCAUAGAUUAUACAUUUAUAGACAGCUCAAUAAAAUGUGCCUAUGUUAAUGACAUAGGUCGCAUAACUAUUGACAUUUGGAUUGUUUUUGUUAAUUAUUAAUUAUUAUAUCACAUUAUUAUUCAUUAGUUUAUAUAAUAGUACCUACGUAUACACGUGUACUAUAUAUAUUAUCGAACGACAAAAUGCUGCAGGGGUUGUUGUCAAUGCUGAAGCGGUUACGAUCAUCGCCAGACAAGGAACUUCGCAUCCUGCUACUAGGUCUGGAUAACGCAGGAAAGACGACGCUGAUGAAGAAACUCGCGUCCGAAGAUGUUUCGCACAUAACGCCUACGCAAGGUUUCAACAUUAAAUCCGUUCAGGCUGACGGCAUGAAACUGAACGUGUGGGACAUCGGUGGACAGCGCAAGAUUAGACCGUAUUGGCGCAAUUAUUUCGAAUUCACCGACAUACUAAUUUACGUAGUGGACAGCGCAGACAGAAAACGCGUGGACGAAACAGGAUUCGAACUGAACGAACUGCUCAACGACGACAAAUUAGCCGGUGUACCAGUGUUGGUAUACGCCAACAAACAAGAUUUGGCGUUGGCGGCAAAAGCUUCGGAAAUAGCGCAAGAACUUAACUUGCAUCUAAUUCGUGAUCGGCCGUGGCAAAUACAGGCUUGUUCAGGUAUACGCGGGGAAGGCAUCAAAGAAGGAUUGGAAUGGAUCAGUCAAAAUGUAAAAAAGAAGUAAUAGUAUUAAUUUAUUGAAUAUUUUUCACACUAAUUACUAUAUAGUUUGUAUCAUAGGUGUAUGUAAGAAUUACCAAUUAGUAUAAUAUUUUAUAAUCAUAAUAUUUUUUUAAACAUGUAAAAUAUAUAUAAAACAAAUCUAUUAUGUAUUUUAAAAUAAACGUUUUUUACUAAUA